Cololabis saira (Pacific saury) is the source of this 1167-nucleotide messenger RNA. RefSeq names its product prepronociceptin a (gene pnoca). The coding region runs from base 120 to 863 and encodes 247 amino acids. The record is from RefSeq and is a predicted model, not a curated record. The transcript has 3 exons. Gene Ontology annotation, molecular function: opioid receptor binding. Gene Ontology annotation, cellular component: neuronal cell body; axon terminus; plasma membrane. Gene Ontology annotation, biological process: sensory perception; neuropeptide signaling pathway; chemical synaptic transmission. Lineage: Eukaryota; Metazoa; Chordata; Actinopteri; Beloniformes; Belonidae.
GCCACGCUGAGACGCUGCGCUGAGACCCAGAGAAGGAAACGUACGCUGACGAACCUGCACGGACCUCGUAACGGCGCCCACAGUCUCACUCCCCCCCAAAAACAGCAGACCGCUGAACCAUGAAGACCGUUGUUGCUCUGCUGCUUCUCUGCCUGUGUGAUCCUGGACGCAGCGACUGCCAGACAGACUGCCUGUCCUGCAGCCACAUCCUGCCCAGAGGCCUCGGCUUCAACACCAUGGUGUGUCUCCUUGAGUGCAAAGGGAAUGUCUCCCCUUCCGUUUCCUGGAACGUCUGCCAUGCAGUCCUAUCAUCGCCCAUUUCUUCCCUCGACGGUACUCUGAAGAAAAGAUCUCAAGAAGAGGCCGAAGCUCUUUUUUCCAAAGAACAGAAGCCGACGGAGGGGGAUCUGAUCCUACCCGUGGCGUUACAGAGGUUUGAUCAUGUCACCCGGGCACUUGGGAUAAGUGAGAAGGACCUGGGUUACAAGAGCAGCGAGCUAAACGCCGCCUACGACUCCCAGAACGCCCUGUCCGUGGGCGAUGAGUACGAGGAGGAGGCGGAGGCGGGACGGGGGUUAGAGGAUGCCGGCGGGGCCCCGAGGGGACGAGAUGAUGCAGAGCUGAGCGUCUCCAAGAGGUUUGGGGGCUUCGUCAAAGGACGGCACAGCUACAGGAGGCUGAUGUCUCCGGGGAGAUCGUACCAGAAGAGAUACGGCGGCUUCAUCGGCAUUCGGAAGUCGGCCCGCAAGUGGAACAACCAGAAACGCUUCAGUGAAUUCCUGAAGCAGUAUUUGGGAAUGAGCUCCAAGGCCACCGGGUUCAAUAGCGUGUCAGACGACCUCAACCGGCAGAAUGAAGUUUAGCUGAUUGCACCUUUAAGGGCCAUACAUUGGAAAAAAAAAAAGAAAGAAAGAAAUAGCUGGUGUGUUUUCAUUGAUCUUGUUUUGUAUUACCGUCAAUUAUUUGCCAACUUUUAGGUUUGACCUAUUGAAUUUACACAAAAUAAGCCCAAAAUCUAGGACGGGGGUCAGCAACCCGCUGCUCUAGAGCCGCAUGCGGCUCUUUAGCGCCGCCCUAGUGGCUCCUGGAGAUUUUUCAAAAAUGUUUGACCUUUUUUUUCCUUCUUUUUUUCUUCUUUCUUCAACUUUUUUUUUCUUUUUUUCUUCU